AUCACAUUCUGUCUGCCUCCCAUCCCAUGUUUUCAACUUGCAUGUGUGGUUUGAAUGUGCAAGCAUUUGUGUGGUGUGUGCUGGAGUUUGGGAAUGUUUUCUGUGUUAUUUUUUGUUUGAGCAGGUAUUUGUGAUGAUAGAUCUUGAGAAGAUCUUUCCGACGCAACAAGAAUCGCUUCAAUCGGAGCAAGAACGCGAAAGCUAUGAAGAUUGAAAGUUCAUGAGCUUGCGUUACAAUUGCGGCGGUUACUAAGUGAAGUUGUGGGGUGACUUUAUAUGGAGUUGGGAGCUUUGGGGUUGGGGAAACUUGUCACUCUACUGUAACAGCUGCAAAUAGGUUGGGAACAACCAAGCUAGGUUGGCAAGGGUGGCCAACUUGGAUGGAUUGGUUGGGAAGGGACAAAGGUCAAAGUUGAGGUUCCUAUAGGGAGGGAAUCUUUGUGCUUAUGGGGUUUCCUUGGUUGGGGACUCUCUUGGGACCUUCCCUCUCAUCCCUCUCUUCCUAUCCCAACCUUUCUCUUGCUCCUUCUAAUUCCUUGUGAGAUUCUUGAACCUUUAUUGAACUCUUGAGAUUGAGUUAAGUUCUCCUCCUACAGCUUACCCCCUAGUGCGUCGAAAGCCAUAGCGUCGCGAAUACUUCAUCAAUCAACGUGAUUCAAAAUGGGAACGGUAGCUGAGAUUAAGAGCUACAACAUAUCCAAGUUUCGCGACAUUCCAACGGCUAGGUUUUUGUCGACGUCGUUUCUUGUGAAGACGACUUUUCUGUCCAGAAUUUCGGAUUUAUAUUUUGAGUAAUUCUAGCUCCUAAGUUCACCUAGACUCCGUCCUUAAUCCUAACAAGUGGUAUCAGAGCCAUAUUAAGGACAUUGAGAGGAGUCUACAGAAGUGUGAAGACCCUUCUAGACCCACCAUGGCCUGUGGGUGUGCCUAAGUGGUGUUCUAAAGGUUGGAUGUGUCUUCCGCUAAGGGGAAACUCUGCCGAAAUUUCGUGGACGCCGAUACUUGUGAAAAUAUCGAGGGAGCUGAGUGUGGACAGCAAAGGGGAGCUGAAAUUCGUCAUUUCUCAAGGAGAAGAUGAAUGAGAGAGGAGGAGAUGCUAAUGGAAGAGGAGCUGUAGCUGAGAAGACAAGUGAGCCGCCGCCAUCAAAAGUCGAAGCUUUGGAUGGCUCCAACUAUGAGGAAUGGAGCGGACGGAUGAGGAGUGCCUUCAAACGCUACAAGCUACUGAAGAUUGCUGUUGGGGAAGAGAAGAUGCCGGAAGAAGGCGAAGCACGUGAACGGUGGAUUGAGAAAAGCGCGGUGCUUUUCGACCUCAUCCUUCAAUCGGUCAACAAGGAGAUGUUCGAACACAUCAAGGAUCUUGUGGAAGCGGAUGAUUCGGGUCCAAGGGCGUGGAAACUACUACGUGAUGUGGUUCAGCCCAACACUCUCCCGAUGGUGAUCGUGCUCGAGAAGGAACUUGCUGCCAUCUCCAUGCGACCAGGGGACGAUGUGAAGCCGGUCCUUGACAAGAUCAAGGACACCUAUGCAAGGAUGGCAGCAGCGGGCAGCAGUGUAUCUCAGCUGCAGCAGUGCACCAAGAUCAUCUCGGUGUUGGACAACUCUUGGGACAACCUCAUCCCCACCCUCAACUCUCAGCAAGAUCAAUGGACACCUGAGUGGCUAAGGCAGCAGAUUCUGCAGGAGGACUUCCGCAGACGCCAUGUGGGAGGCGGUGCUGCCACUAAGACUGCUGAGGGGUAUGGAGCUGCAGGGCGCGGCAGAGGAAGAGGGGGUUGGAGAGGCCGAGGCCGUGGGAGAAGCUUUGGCAGAGGUAGAGGCCGAGGUGACUAUAAUGAGGGGCAUGGAAGCUCCAGUGGCAGGGGGAGUACCAGAAUGGAGGGCACCUGCUGGUACUGCAAGAAGAUAGGGCAUCCUUGGUUCAAGUGCUUCAGCAGGCCGGAGGGAUGGGCACCUCCAGGCAUGAAGCCGCCCAGUGGUGAACGCGCACAAGGUGGUGCUGUGCAAGGCUCAGGUGCACAAGGUGAAGGUGCACAAGGUAAUGCCUAUCCUGGGAUGUUUCUCAUGGUUGAGGAUGUGCAUGGGCAUGAGGGUGAUGUGGGAUCUGUGGGAAAGGUUGUGAUGCACCCUCUCACGCACUGGGUGAUUGAUUCAGGUUGCACCAGUCACAUGACCCCACGGGCAGAUUUGCUUGAUGAGGUAAAACCCCCUGGGAAGAUCAAGUAUGUGGCAGCAGCGUCAGGUGCUUUGCUCCCUGUCAUUGGUGUUGGAAAUGCCAAGGUUAAGGGAGCUAAUGGGGAGCUUGUGGGGCUUGGGAAUGUUCUGCUGGUUGAAGGCUUGUCUGCUAACCUUCUCUCUGUGCGGCGACUGCAGAAGAGCAAGGCCGAAGUGACCUUUGGACCAACCAGCUGCCGUGCUAAGCUUGGGAAGAAGGUGCUGUGGAGUCUGGAAGAGGAGACCAGCUGCAUCAAGGACCUAUGGCAGCUGCCCAUCAUCCCUUGGAAUGGGAAGACUCCAACAACAGCAACGGCAGCAGCGGCAAAGGCAACAGCAGGAGGAGAUGCAACUGCACCAACUGAUGGGGUCCUGGAAGCAGUCAAGAAAGUGCAGCAGCAGCAGACACAUAGUGAGGUGCUUGCUGGUGUGGAUGCGAGUGCGGCAUGGGCUAAGGCUUCAUCAAGGAGUGGUGAGGCCGAUUGGGAGACAUGGCAUGAGAGGCUGUGUCAUGUGAACUUCCCUAUGCUGCAGAAGUUGGUGAAGGAUGGGAGCCUGAAGGGCUUGGAGGUGAAAGGGGGAGUGAAGGAGAUUGGGAGCUGCCCUACAUGCUUGGAGACCAAGUUCUCCAAGUUCCCCUUCAACAGCACUACAGGACCAGCCAAGACCCCACUUGCACUUGUGCACAUGGAUGUGGUGGGGCCCACAAGAGCCCCUUCCCUCUCAGGUAGCCGCUAUUUCUUGACAAUUGUGGAUGACCACACUCGGGCAGUGUGGGUUUACCCUUUGAAGAGCAAGGGGGAGGUGGCAGCGGCUGUCCUUAAGGAGUGGAUGCCGAGAGCUCAGAGGGAAUGCGGACACAAGGUGAAGGUGAUCCGUAGUGACAAUGGUGGGGAGUUCAUUGGAGCUGAUUUUGAGGGGGAGUUGAAGAGGAAGGGGAUCCACCAUCAACUGACAGUGCCCUACAACCCACAGCAGAAUGGCGUGGCUGAGAGGUUCAACAGGACCCUGCAGGAGGGGGCACGCACUCUCCUUGGGCGUGCAGGGCUGCCUGAUCCGUUUUGGGUGUCUGCACUGAGGCAGGUCGCCCUUGUGAAGAACAGGGUGCUGGCUACAGUUGGAGAUAAGGAGUGGAUCCCAUAUGUCAAGUGGUAUGGGAGUGCUCCAGCUGUGAACAUGCUGAGGGCAUUUGGGUGCAUGGUGGUGUUUCAUGUGCCUAAGGAGAAAAGGGGGAAGUUGGAGGCUUCUGGAAGAUGGGGUGUGCACUUGGGGAUUGCAAAGGAUCACAAGGGGUGGCUGCUAUGGGACUUGACCACCCAGAAGUUGACAGUGUCAAGGGAUGUGAAGUUUCUUGAGUCCCUGUACUACAAGGAAUGGAAGCAGCAGCAACAGAAGCUUCCAUCUACACCGCUCAUUGUGGAGGCAGAUGAGGUGCAGCAGCCUUCAAGACAGGUGGAGGUUGCAGUGUCAGAGGAGGAGAUGUCUGGGGAGACUGAGGAAGGGGGAGCAGCUGAAGUGGAGCAGCAGCAGCAGCAUGAGUCUCCACCUCGAGUUCCACACCCGCCUGAGCGUCCUAGGAGGGAUGUGCGCCCUCCAGUGAGGCUGACCUAUGGGGGAAGAGGCAAGCCGAAUGUGGUGCAGGCUGGGAGUGUGGUUGAGCAGAUUGAGGAAGAUGAGAUCGCUCACUGCUACUGGGCACCAAUCCCUGAGCCCAAGACUCGAGAGGAGGCUUUGAAUGGACCAAAUGGGGAGAAGUGGAAGGCGAGUGAGGAUGAGGAGUUCGGGUCCCUAAUUGAGAACGAGACAUGGGACCUGUGUGACUUGCCUCCUGGGAAGAAGGCAAUCACUUCCAAGAUGAUCUACAGGCACAAGUAUGGACCUGAAGGGGAGCUGACUCGCUACAAGUCUAGGCUUGUGGCACGGGGGUUUCAGCAGACAAAGGGGAAGGACUAUGAUGAGGUGUUUGCUCCUGUGGGGAAAGGAACAACACUGAGGGUGCUGUUGGCGAUAGCUGCACUCCUGGGAUGGAAGAUACGGCAGAUGGACAUUGUGACUGCCUUUCUGAAUGGGAUCAUUCUGGAGGAGGUGUACAUGAAGCAGCCAGAGGGGCUGGAUGAUGGGAGCGGCAGGGUCUGCAGGCUGAAGAAGGCCAUCUAUGGCCUUAAGCAGGCGCCUCGUGCAUGGUAUCACAAGUUGGAGGAGGCGCUGUUGGCUGGGGGUUUCAAGAAGAGUGAGUGUGACCCCAGCCUGUUCCUGCUGCAGGAGAAGGAUGAAAUCCUCAUGCUCUUGGUGUAUGUGGAUGAUAUCCUUCUCUUUUCUGCAUCCACUGCUUUGCUGGACAGCGCAGAGCAGAUGCUGGAGAUGCAGUUCAAGUGCUCCAAGAUGGGUGAGGCGAAGUACUACUUGGGGAUGCAUGUGGAGAGAGAUCUGGAAGCGGCCAAGAGGUUGGUCCGCUAUGUGAGUGCUACGGCAUCAGUGGGAUUGGAGUACAGUGGAGUGAGGCAGCGGUUGCAGAGAGGUGCUGCAGAUGUGAAGAGUGGUGAGAUGCUCUUGAGUUGCUAUACUGACGCUAGCUUCAACUCAGUGAAAGCGGAUGGCACCAGCAUUGGGGGUUAUGUGUGCUUGCUGGGAGGUGGUGCUGUGAGCUGGCGCAGCAAGAAGCAAAAUGAGGUGGGAUUGUCUUCAUGUGAGACUGAGUACAUGGCCUUACACCAUGGGGCCAAGGAAGUGGGCAUGAAGCUUGCUGGGAUGAGUGUGCAUUGAGUAUGCAUGCUUGAGAUGUGGUAUGGUGGAUGAUGGUUGGCAGCCAGAGGGGGAGAUUGUUGUGUGAUGUCAUCAUAUGCUAUCACAUUCUGUCUGCCUCCCAUCCCAUGUUUUCAACUUGCAUGUGUGGUUUGAAUGUGCAAGCAUUUGUGUGGUGUGUGCUGGAGUUUGGGAAUGUUUUCUGUGUUAUUUUUGUUUGAGCAGGUAUUUGUGAUGAUAGAUCUUGAGAAGAUCUUUCCGACGCAACAAGAAUCGCUUCAAUCGGAGCAAGAACGCGAAAGCUAUGAAGAUUGAAAGUUCAUGAGCUUGCGUUACAAUUGCGGCGGUUACUAAGUGAAGUUGUGGGGUGACUUUAUAUGGAGUUGGGAGCUUUGGGGUUGGGGAAACUUGUCACUCUACUGUAACAGCUGCAAAUAGGUUGGGAACAACCAAGCUAGGUUGGCAAGGGUGGCCAACUUGGAUGGAUUGGUUGGGAAGGGACAAAGGUCAAAGUUGAGGUUCCUAUAGGGAGGGAAUCUUUGUGCUUAUGGGGUUUCCUUGGUUGGGGACUCUCUUGGGACCUUCCCUCUCAUCCCUCUCUUCCUAUCCCAACCUUUCUCUUGCUCCUUCUAAUUCCUUGUGAGAUUCUUGAACCUUUAUUGAACUCUUGAGAUUGAGUUAAGUUCUCCUCCUACAGCUUACCCCCUAGUGCGUCGAAAGCCAUAGCGUCGCGAAUACUUCAUCAAUCAACGUGAUUCAAAAUGGGAACGGUAGCUGAGAUUAAGAGCUACAACAUAUCCAAGUUUCGCGACAUUCCAACGGCUAGGUUUUUGUCGACGUCGUUUCUUGUGAAGACGACUUUUCUGUCCAGAAUUUCGGAUUUAU
Closterium sp. NIES-67 is the source of this 5841-nucleotide messenger RNA. NCBI's taxonomy places the organism in Eukaryota, Viridiplantae, Streptophyta, Zygnematophyceae, Desmidiales, Closteriaceae. The record is from the annotation of a GenBank genome assembly.